This is a messenger RNA of Serpula lacrymans var. lacrymans S7.9, 1459 nucleotides long. RefSeq lists its product as uncharacterized. Lineage: Eukaryota; Fungi; Basidiomycota; Agaricomycetes; Boletales; Serpulaceae. The transcript has 7 exons. The coding region runs from base 326 to 1306 and encodes 326 amino acids. The record is from RefSeq and is a predicted model, not a curated record.
AACACACAUUCCAUCUACAGGCACCCCAUCUACGGACACCUCAGCGUCAAAGUGACCUUACUAGGCCUACACCUUGGUUAUUUAUUUCUUUUAGUGCCCCAGAACUUAAGAAGACCUGAUCAUGUGGCCAGAUAGCCCUAUGCCGGUACGACUUACUACUGAUAUGGCACUGCAGAGGUAUAACGCGCCAGCACCGCCCCAAAUACUUGUAACUGGCGCCCUCUGAUGUUCUCUUGGACUUGAUGCAUUCCUUGCGUUCAACUUACCCACGAUUAUUGCUUGGACUUCGUCGCCCAUCAUCCUGCGCUCUAGCUGCCGUUCUACCAUGAGUGUGUCUAAAGCCCAGCUCUUAGCCAUUGCCAGUGUUCUGUUUGUGUUCUCCGCGUACACUAUAAGUCCAGCCAAUGGCCUGACUCAGGAUCGUGGCCAUAUCUCAACUCGACGUACCGUUCUCGAUGUGACCACGAACGUUACAUGUUCUUCGGAGUACUCGUGGAUGAACAACGAUGAAGGGCAAUCGCCAUGUCUGGUGGUUGGUUAUGUCCAGGCAGCUUGCGCAGAGGAUUCUUGGUCCAUAACCCCUUUGCUGAGCGGACACCACUAUGAUCAGCCUAAUGUAACAACUGGUACAAUAAACCCUUGCUCUUGCUCUUGGUCGUCCUAUAACCUAUAUAGCGCCUGCACAGUAUGUCAGGGUUCAUCUGGGUCUGUUCUGGUGUGGGGUACCUACAGUGCCGAGUGCCCUUCAUCUGACACGAGCUCGUAUUUCCCGUCUGGAUAUACGAUAUCCACCAACACUUCCAUACCUUAUUGGGCUAGCAUGAACCCCAGUGACUGGACCAACGUUAUUUUCAACACAAGCCAAGCCCAAACACUAGCCAACGAACACAAAGCUGACCUCACACCUGGAACUUCGAACACUUCGAGCAAAUCAUCAAUAGUUGGCCCAGUUGUCGGCGGCGUUGUCGGUGGCGUCGCUGCCCUCGUGAUUGUUGGCAUCAUUGCCUUCAUAUUGUACAAGCGGAAAAAGGAUACAACACAGCUUAUGUCACCAGUCGACCUUGAUGGCGACGAAAACAUGGCGCCUCGGGGUACGACGGGGCUAGCAGCAGUAAAAGCACACAUGUCACACGCCCACUCGCCUUCAGACUCGUCGAGCUAUUCCUACUUGAUGACAACGCCUGCCAUGCAGUUGCAGGAGGUGGGUCCACGAUAUGCAUCACCCGGAGGGAUUUCUUCAGUUGCGAUGACACCAACGCUGUAUACCGGUAGCAUGGUUUCUCGGCCCAAUGUACCUAUGGUCUGAUAGGGACUGGAGAUUGACUUGUAGAUUAUUUUGCACAUUAUGUAAAGUUGGGAUUCCUUGCGUUUGAUUCUUCUCGAUGCCCUUUAUGCAUGUUGACACACAUUCAAUACAUAGUAGGCGUCUGACCAACAUUUGCUAGCCGAACUCCUAAAA